Brettanomyces nanus is the source of this 1305-nucleotide messenger RNA. RefSeq lists its product as uncharacterized. Gene Ontology annotation, molecular function: RNA polymerase II C-terminal domain phosphoserine binding. Gene Ontology annotation, cellular component: nucleus; Cdc73/Paf1 complex. Bases 1 to 1305 code for a protein of 434 amino acids. The record is from RefSeq and is a predicted model, not a curated record. Gene Ontology annotation, biological process: positive regulation of transcription elongation by RNA polymerase II; transcription elongation by RNA polymerase II. Lineage: Eukaryota; Fungi; Ascomycota; Pichiomycetes; Pichiales; Pichiaceae. The transcript has a single exon.
AUGGAAAAGGAGGAAACUAAGGAAACAAUCAAAGAAGGGAGUGAGAUAGAAAGUCAGGAGGAAAGGAAGGAAGAGACCAACAAAGGGAUUAUUGAUGAUGAAGGUGAUAUGGACGAUUUGUUUGGAGAUACAGAUGAAGAAGUUGAUGAACCAAUUGAUAACAAUGAAGAGAGUGAAAACGGAGAAGAAGAGGUAAGUGAAGAACUCCAAAGAGCUGAGUUGACUCUACCGAGACAUCCAAGAUCACACUCACCGUUGAAUCAUGACGUACUGAUGUUCAACCUACCGAGAUUUCUUUCUGUUGAUCCAGAGCCGUUUGCGCCGAAUAGUUUUGAGCAGCAGCUGAGUGAUUUUAUAAAGACAGAGAGGGAUAAUCAGGGUAGUGAAGAGAGCAAGAUAAAGACAAAGACUGGUAGUAGUCUCAAGGACUCAAUUCAGUUUAAGAAAUUGCAGUUAUUGAACACUAUAAGGUGGAGAUAUGCUAAAACACCAUCUGGUGACUUAUACAAGCAGUCCAAUACUAAGAUCAUCGAAUGGGAGGAUGGAACGAUGUCAAUGAAGCUUGGAAACGAGCACUUUGAGAUCAGAGCGAAUAAGAAUGAAGAUAAUAUAUUGGCGUUCCAAGGAGGACAGGUGUUAGUCGGAACGGUAAACGUCAACAAGGCCAUCAAAGUUUUACCACCUUCAACAGAUUCCAUAGCACAUAAGAUUUUGGCCAGCACGAUACAGAAUAACAUGAAGUUGAAGAGGACUAAGAAGAUCAAUACCAUGAUAACACGGGUUGAUCCUGAGUUGAAGGCUCGUGAGAACGAGCGUGCAUUGAAGGAGAUCGAGAAAGCUCGUAGGAGGCAGAUGGCCAAGAUUGAGCAGCAAGAAGAAAAGUUAAAUAAGGGAAGCAGAUCGAGUACCUCUUUAAGUGGCUUUACUGGCGAUAAUGGUAUUGAUUUUGGAGAAGAUGAUGAAGAUGAGGACGAUGAUUAUGCAUAUGCACCUAAAAGAGGUGGCAAGCAUGGCGCUACGACUACGGAGGAGGGAUACGAGAACGAUGAUUUCGUUGUUGGAGACGAUGAAGAAAUCGAGCAAGGAGGAGAAGACGAAGACGAAGAUGAAUUAGACCGUGCUGCCGAAAGAUUGAAGCUGGUCAAGAGAGAAGGAGAAAAGAAAUACAGCAAGAAGAGAGGCCUUGACGAAGAUGCUGAUAAGAUCGAUGAUGAAGCAGAAGAAGAAGAUCAAGAUGGGGAGGACGGUGCGGUGGUUACAAAGAAGAGAAGAGUGAUACUUGGAAAUGAUGAAGAUGAAGAGUAG